Punica granatum (pomegranate) is the source of this 1873-nucleotide messenger RNA. Lineage: Eukaryota; Viridiplantae; Streptophyta; Magnoliopsida; Myrtales; Lythraceae. The record is from RefSeq and is a predicted model, not a curated record.
GUAUAUAAAGAUUGAAGUUGGAUAUUUAGAUUGUCAUCCUCCCUAUGAAAUCCUUCCUAUCUACUAAAACCAUGGCAAUUAGAGGAGGAACAUUGAUCUUAAUGCUGUGUCUGAUCGUGGCCGUAAAUGCCCAAGAUAUCGGCACCGAUAACAGCACAAACUACGACGCAGCUGCUAAGGAUUUCGGUGGCAUCAUCUCGGUGAAACCAUUGGCUUUCCUGGCACCUUUGAAGUCCGAUGACUUAGCCAGGAUCGUUAGGUCCGCUUACGAUUCAGAUAACUUGACUGUGGCAGCGAGAGGCAAUGGCCACUCGACCAAUGGCCAGGCCAUGGCCAAAGGUGGUCUCGUUAUAGCCAUGCGUUCUGUGGAGUCUGGCCACUUCAGGCUAGUCAAAGCCAAUGGGUCUGCUUAUUACGCGGACGUACCGGGAGGGGCAUUAUGGGAGGAUGUGCUCGACUGGUGCCUUGGACAGGGCCUGUCCCCAAGGUCGAUGACGGAUUACCUUGCGCUCACGGUUGGCGGGACGCUGUCCAACGCUGGGGUCGGCGGUCACACCUUUAGGUAUGGCCCGCAUACGUCGAAUGUGGUGGGGUUGGAAGUCAUCACGGGGAAAGGAGAGCAGGUGGUCUGCUCCGAGAAGGAGAACAUGGAAUUGUUCUUCGGAGCCCUUAGCGGGCUUGGCCAGUUCGGUAUCAUCACUCGGGCCAGGAUACUGCUUCAACCGGCACCCGAAUAUGUGAGGUGGAUAAGGCUGGUCUAUGCCGAGUUCGAUGAGUUCACUCAGGACGCUGAGUCACUGAUCACUGCCCCGGAAGGACAAUCUUUCAAUUAUAUUGAAGGGACUGCAGUAGUGAACAGCGAUGACCCGAUCAACGGAUGGCCCUCGGUGCCCUUGCACCCAAACCAAACAUUUAACUCGACCUUGAUACCUAAAAGUGCCGGCCCGAUGCUAUACUUCUUAGAAGUUGCGCUCCACUACAAAAACAACGACAGCCGAACAGCAAUCGAUGCGACCGUGGACGUGCUGCUACGACGGCUGAGAUAUGUCGACGGCUUGGAAUUCCAAGCGGACGUGAGUUACAGGGACUUCUUGCUGCGGGUGAAGCAGGAAGAGCAAGAGGCGAGGGUGCAAGGCGCAUGGUACAAGCCCCACCCUUGGCUGAACAUCUUCUUGUCGAGGACGGACAUCGCCAAAUUCGACCAGGCCGUGUUCAAGACAGUGCUAAAGGACGGCAUCGGUGGGAGGCUGUUGGUCUACCCGGUUUUACGUCACAAGUUCGAUGAUCGGACGUCUCUGGUGUUACCCGAGGCUGAAAUCUUCUACAUAGUGUCCAUUCUUCGGCUAGGUCUUCCCAUACCAAAUGAGCCAUCGGUUGAAAGCAUGAUCGCGCAGAAUAAGGAGAUCAUCAAGGUAUGCGAAGAUAAUGCAUUCGAUUACAAGCUGUACCUCUGGAAUUACGAAACGCAAGAGGAGUGGAAGACGCAUUUUGGGAAGAAAUGGGGGAUAUUCGCAGGGAGGAAGAUGAUCUUCGAUCCGAAGGCGAUCCUCUCGCCUGGGCAAAAUAUUUUUACCCGAGUUUAGAUUGUACUAAGUGACGAAAUUUUAAGCACUUAUUAAAAUAAGUACUUAAUUGAUUAUAUAAAAAUUAUUUGGGGAAAUAAAUAAGAAAUUAAAUUCAUUUUUUUUUACAAGGGAGGUUUAUGAUGCUAGUGCAUUGAAAUAAAAAUCCUAAAUAUCUAAUAAAUGGGUACGUGUAGUCCCACUAGGUAUCGAACCUGAAACCUUUUGGUCACCAGGCGAAAGGUGCACCACUGUGCUAUUCCCUCUUUUAAUAGAAAUUAAAUUCUUUGAUAAUAAUGUAUUUAUUUGGU